Molecule: messenger RNA, 1698 nt
Organism: Mollisia scopiformis
Lineage: Eukaryota; Fungi; Ascomycota; Leotiomycetes; Helotiales; Mollisiaceae
Exons: 5
Coding region: 1-1698 (565 amino acids)
Source: RefSeq, a predicted model, not a curated record
AUGCGAUCACCGACUUUCAGCGCUCUGGCAGCUGCUGUUCUGCUCGGACUUUUGUCCGUUGUAGUCGCACAUGGCCAUGAUGAAGAUAUGAAUAUGGAUAUGGGUGUUGCUCGUCCCACAAUUGUCUCUACGACCGCGCCACCUACCUCCGUACCUGUCCCAGUCACUUACUGGAACUAUGGCGAACACCAAGGUUUGCUUACAGCGCAUAUUGCACUGAUGACUGUAGCAUGGAUUUUUGUACUUCCUAUCAGUGUAAUGAUUUCGAUCGCCCGCUCCAGAUAUACCCUGGCAGUACAAUUCCUCUUCCUAGCCAUAAAUGCAAUCGGCGUUUUCUUAAUCACCAUCUACAAUGCCAGCACGCCCGAUUUCUACCCAAACAACGCUCACCACAAGCUUGGUUGGAUCUUGACAUGGGUUGCCAGUGGACAAUUCCUACUGGGUGUGAUUUCUGCCUAUGCUGGAAGGAGUGAUGAUCGCGGAUCAUUCAUGCCUGUUUCUACAGCUGCCAUGGAAGAACAUACACGUAGGCACGAACUUCGCCGCGCGGAAAGUUACAGAUUCUCGAAUGAUAGCGGACAAGGAACCGAACCUAAUACGGAGAGUCUGAGAAGUCAGAGUAUUUCGAGUACGCACUCUGAUCUACCAGAUGCAAGAGAGCAUGAGGAAGAUGAGUCGGAGGAGAAAGGUCUCAUGCAUGGGUCCAAGGUAGAUAAAUUUUUGAAGUCAAAGAUACCUGGGAUGCUGUCAAGUAGGGUGUUGAAAGGGCUUCGAUUUCUAUACAAUGCCGUUGAUCGGGUAAUAUUAAUUCUGGGAUUCGUGGGUUUCACCACCGGUAUCAUAACCUAUGGAGGUUUCUUCAUGGGAAACAAAGUGUUCAGCGGGCUAGCACACUGGAUCAAAGGCGGUGUCUUCUUCUGGUACGGCAUCCUCACUCUCGGCCGCUGGGCAGGCUGCUUCGCAAAUAUCGGGUGGGCGUGGAACGUCAAGCCUCUCACCUCCCGCGCCGUCUCCGCCGAGUUCGUCGAGAGCUUCCUGAUCUUCUUCUACGGAUCGACGAACGUAUUCUUGGAGCACUUGGCAGCCUGGGGCAGCGAAUGGAGUGCGCAAGACUUGGAGCAUAUUUCCAUCACAGUCAUGUUCUUCGGUGGCGGUCUGUGCGGAAUGCUCAUCGAAUCAAAACGAAUCCGCGACCUCCUCAAUGCUGUCCGGUACACAGGGGGCACCACCUACGACCCCGACACGACCGCGGAGCCGAAAUCGUACCGCACGCCGAUGAACCCCCUCCCGGCUCUCAUUGUCCUCUUGCUAGGUUUGAUGAUGAGUUCACAUCACCAGGAAUCCAUGGUCUCGACCAUGAUUCAUACGCAGUGGGGUACAUUGCUGGUGGGAUGCGCGUUCGCGAGAGCGGCUACAUAUAUCAUUUUCUACCUUUCGCCGCCGACGUCAAUAUUCCCCGGCCGUCCGCCGACUGAGUUGAUCACAGCAUUCUGUUUGAUGGCUGGUGGCAUGAUUUUCAUGGCUAGUGCAAGAGACACGGUCGAAGCAAUGGAGACGCACAACCUGGACGCGAUGUUCAUCUUCACCGUCUCGAUGGGCGUCAUCACCUUCCUGAUGGCGUGGAUCAUUGUUGUUAUCGCCAUCAAGGGUAUGGCUGUCAGAAGAGAGAAUAGGGGAACGCUUGCGUUUCGUGGGUAG